Messenger RNA from Bradysia coprophila, 2450 nucleotides. RefSeq names its product probable ATP-dependent RNA helicase pitchoune (gene pit). NCBI's taxonomy places the organism in Eukaryota, Metazoa, Arthropoda, Insecta, Diptera, Sciaridae. The record is from RefSeq and is a predicted model, not a curated record. Gene Ontology annotation, molecular function: nucleic acid binding; RNA helicase activity; ATP binding.
AGUGAGUUGAAUUUUGACAGAUCAAACGCACGCUAUUUCCUUUGAAUUGUCAAUUUCUUGUCAUUUCUUGUUUUUACUUGCACUGUAUCGCAUUGUCGCUGUAAACACGAGGAAUUUUACUUUUUUCUAACAAUUUAAAAUGUCGAUACGCGAGAAACUGUUGAUGCAGAAGAUCAAAAAGCGCGAACGCAUAAAGAAGCAAUUGACACAGAAAAAGAACCAAUCGUUCGAGAUAACACCGGAAACACCGCCAAAAGGGAAACAGUCAAAUGGUUUUGCCCAGAAGAAUGGAAAAGUGAUUGUGCCGCAGAAGAGGAAAAAUGUGGAGCCGGUGAAACCAAUCAACCAAAAGAAAUUCAAAAAGAUUCCGGAACCAGUUCAGAGCUCGGAGGACGAAGAAGAGUCCGAAGAUGAGGAAUCUGAAGCCGCUGGGUCUGAUGAUGGGGAAGAUGAUAGCAGUAUUGAUGCAGAAGAUGCAGAACAAUCACUCGAAGCAGAUGAAAGUGACGAAGAUAGUGAGGCAGUGAGCGAUGAAGAAGGGUCCGAUGCCGAAGAAGAUGAGGGCGAGAGCAAUGAAAAUGAGGUCGAUAGCGAUGAUGACAGCGAUGUUGACGAAGAAGUGGAAGGUGAUGAACAAGACGAUGAAGAGGAUGAUGAUAGUGAUGCGGAAAAUUCCGAUGAUAGCGAUGACAAUGUCGCGGAAGAAAAUAGUAUCGUUCUUCCCACACCAACAACCUCAAAGAAAGCUAAAGCGAAUAGUAAGGCAGACAAAGAAGAAGUAAAUGAAGUCAAACAGAAGAAGCAAAAGAAGAAUUCUCAGAACAAUGAACCAUCCGAAAGUGACAGCCGUGAGUUUUCAUCACUUGAAGGCAAAGUAUCCAGCGAAACGUUAAAGGCAAUUGAAGACAUGGGCUUCACGACAAUGACCGAAAUUCAGGCUAAAUCAAUUCCGCCACUGCUUGAAGGACGCGAUUUGGUUGGCGCUGCCCAAACUGGCUCCGGCAAGACAUUGUCUUUCCUGAUACCGGCCAUCGAGUUAAUCAACAAGCUCCGAUUUAUGCCUCGCAACGGUACUGGCGUUUUGAUUAUAUCCCCAACGAGAGAAUUGAGUAUGCAAACGUUUGGCGUUCUAAAGGAGCUGAUGGCGCAUCAUCAUCAUACAUACGGUCUAGUGAUGGGCGGUGCAAAUCGGAGUGUCGAAGCAACAAAAUUAGCAAAGGGAAUAAAUAUUUUGGUAGCAACACCGGGUCGUUUAUUGGAUCACUUGCAGAACUCGCCUGACUUCCUGUACAAGAAUCUUCAGUGCCUAAUCAUUGACGAAGUUGACAGAAUUCUUGAAAUUGGUUUUGAAGAGGAGCUCAAGCAAAUUGUUAACCUACUGCCAAAACGCCGUCAAACAAUGCUUUUCUCUGCUACGCAAACGCAAAAAAUUGACGCCCUCACGAAACUUGCACUGAAGAAAGAACCGAUUUACGUUGGAGUCGAUGAUAACAAAGAAACAGCAACGGUAUCUGGGCUAGAGCAAGGCUAUAUCGUCUGUCCAUCCGAGAAGCGGCUUCUUAUACUGUUUACUUUCCUGAAAAAGAACAGAAAGAAGAAGGUCAUGGUGUUUUUCUCGUCAUGUAUGUCUGUUAAAUAUCAUCACGAACUGUUCAAUUUCAUUGACCUGCCCGUCACAUCAAUUCAUGGAAAACAAAAACAGGCGAAACGAACCACAACAUUCUUCCAAUUUUGUAACGCCGAAUCCGGUACACUUCUGUGUACGGAUGUUGCUGCAAGAGGUUUAGAUAUUCCGUCAGUUGAUUGGAUUGUACAAUUCGAUCCACCAGAUGAUCCUAAGGAAUACAUUCAUCGAGUCGGACGUACGGCCAGAGGUGAAGGUAGUUCGGGCCAUGCACUUUUGAUCUUGCGACCUGAAGAAGUGGGAUUUUUAAGAUAUUUGAAGCAGGCGAAGGUGCCGUUGAAUGAAUUCGAAUUUUCGUGGAGUAAAAUAGCUGACAUUCAAUUGCAGUUGGAAAAGCUGAUCGCAAAGAAUUACUUCCUACAUCAAUCAGCCAGAGAAGCAUUUAAAGCGUACGUGCGUGCCUACGAUUCGCAUCAAUUGAAAACCAUUUUCGACAUACAGACAUUGGAUUUGGUGAAGGUAGCAUUAAGUUUUGGAUUCACCGUACCGCCAGUUGUCGACUUAAAAUUAGGACACAAAGCUCGAGGACGACCGGAAAAGCGAGUGGGCGGCGGUGGUUACGGAAACAAUCGCCAUAUGCCAAACGAUGUGCAGAAGGCAAGAAAAUUCAAACAAGUGAAUCGACAAGAUUUGAAGAAAACAAACUUUACAAGAUAAUUGGAUGGGAUUGUAAUAAUGGUGUGCAGGUUGCGCAUCGCAUACAUUCGGUAUUUUUGUAUGUAAUUGAAAUUUUGAAAAUGAAAAAUAAAAUCUGUUUAUAAACAAA